Cuscuta campestris is the source of this 2950-nucleotide messenger RNA. The record is from the annotation of a GenBank genome assembly. NCBI's taxonomy places the organism in Eukaryota, Viridiplantae, Streptophyta, Magnoliopsida, Solanales, Convolvulaceae.
AAAUAACCAAAACCAUUUACCCUUCAUGUCUAGACUCGAGGGUGAAGUGAAUUGAAUCAUAAAAAAAACAGUGAAUUGAAUCACAGAGCAUCGGUAUUGGCUAGGAAGACGAUGGAUGAAGAACUUCUGGAAUUGCAGAGACAGUUCGAGUUCGCUCAACAAGCGAAAUCCACCGUGCGUUUAUCGGAGCGGAAUGUUGUCGAAUUAGUUCAGAAGCUUCAGCACCUCCAAAUCCUCGAAUUCGACCUCCUCUACACCGUCUCCGGAAAAGAAUUCAUCACUCCUGAGCAUUUGAGAAAUGAAAUAGUUGGGAAAAUUAAGGAAUUGGGGCGUGUUUCUUUGAUUGACUUGGCGAGCACCUUAGGAAUGGACCUGUACCAUGUAGAGAAACAAUCACAGCAGGUGGUUUCCAACGACUCGUCACUGAUGUUGAUCAAUGGCGAAAUAAUCUCAAAUUCUUAUUGGGACACUGUUGCUGAGGAAAUUAAUGAAAAACUGCAAGAGUGCAGUCAAAUCACCAUUGCUGAAAUAGCAGCCCAAUUGCAAGUUGGAUCAGAACUUGUAUUGUCCAUUAUUGAGCCUCGACUUGGGACUCUGGUGAAAGGUAGACUUGAAGGAGGCCAGUUGUAUACACCAGCAUAUGUGUCACGUGUGAAUGCAAUGGUUCGUGGUGCUGCGAGGGGUAUUUUUGUUCCAACAAAUUUGUCAGUUUUAUGGAGCUCUUUGCAAAAUUUACUACAAGAAGUUGAUGGAGCGGGCAGUGUAGCUGUUGAAAGCUCAUUCUUCCAAUCAUUAUUUAAUGGACUAGUCAAAGAAGGAGACAUUCUGGGUACACUUCGUGCUGGUGUUCAUUGGACUCCUUCUGUUUUUGCUAUGGCUCAAAGGGAGUGGGUGGACUCUUUCUUUUCACAGAACACAUUUAUUAGUUAUGAAGCUCUGCAGAAACUCGGAAUCCCACAGCCCAUCCAUUUCCUGCAGUCUAGGUAUCCUGAAGGCGUGCCUUUAGUCAUGAUAUUUGCUCACCCAUCAAUAAUUGGAAUGUUGGAUGCUUCUGUAGAGGAUGCCAUGGAACGUAGUAGUUGGAUUAACUCACUUUCAGUGUUGCCGGCAUCCUUUGGUUCCCAAGAUGCAUCCAUGAUCCUAUCGCUCUGUCCAUCUGUUCAAACAGCCCUUAAGUCGAAUAAGGCACUUGUCUUGGGGGAGUCAUAUGUUUUCAGCAGUGGCUUUGUUAAGGGUCUAUUUGACAGUAUAGAAAAAGAGCUGGAUUCUUUAGAACUUUCUAUGCGGACUAGUUCUGGUUUAAAUGAAAUACAUGCCAGUAAAGGUACUACCAGUAAGGUGGCAGAGUUCAGUGAGACCAGCAAUAAUGGUGGCAGUAAUAAACUAGUUUUGGAGAAAGGAUCCAAGAAGAAAAAAGGAAAAUCCGCUGGAAAUUCUCGUCCAGGGGUUGCUGAAGCUGGCUUAGAUAUGGAUUCUGCUCCAUCUAAAUCCAAGAAAAACCAAAAGAAAGGCAAGGGUUCAUCUACCUCACAAGAGGCUUCAUCAAAACCAAAUGCCAACAAGGAAGACGAUCCUUCUUACCUUAUUUCAGAAGAAUGGAUUACUCAAAAAAUUGUUUCUCUAAAUCCUGACCUUGAGGAACAAGAUGAUCCCGAGACUGUUCUUGAGCCUUUAUCAAGCCACCUAAGACCACUGCUUCUUAAUUCAUGGAAGGAAAGAAGAAGGGCCGCAUAUACUGAAAAUGCACAAAAAUUGAAAAAAGUACUUGAUAACUUGCAGCGGAAACUUGAUGAGUCUUUUUUGAAUAUGCAACUUUAUGUAAAAGCACUGGAUUUGUUUGAAGAUGAGCAAUCAACCUCAGUUCUUCUACACAAACAUUUAUUGCGAACUACAGGGACCGAUAUUGUGGAUACUUUGAUUUUUAUCCUGGAUUUGCACAAUAAGUUGAAAAGUGGAAUUGAAGUGGAAGAGUUUCAAAAUCCUGAACCUGCUUCACUUAGUUCUGUCGAUAGAAAUGCUCUUGCCAAGAGCCUCGGCAGACCCUUGUCAGACAAGGCCGUUACUCUACUUGACACAUUAGAAGGGAAGCGGGUAGAAGUGUUCAUGACAGCAGUAAGAGAUCUGGCAGAUGAAAGCGGAUUGAUUUUGAAGAAACUGGAUAAGAAAUUGGAGAAGGCCCUUUUAUUUUCAUAUCGUAAGGACCUGACAUCUCAAGUCGCUGCUGAAACUGAUGCAGUUUCCCUCUUACCAAAAGUAGUUUCUCUACUUUAUGUACAGGUCCAUGCAAAAGCUCUUCAGGCUCCGGGCAGGGCAAUUUAUGCUGCUGUAACACGGUUAAAGGAUAAGCUGGAUGAUGCUGCAUUCAAGACACUUACAGAUUACCAGAGCACAACAUGGAGCCUUUUGACACUAAUGUCUGCUGCAGCUGGUGAUGAAGGAGAUUGUUCAUCAGAUAGAAUUAUGAGCAAAAGGGAGCUUCUUGAGACUUUGAUGCCUGCAUUAAAAGGCUUGGUGUCCAACACUCAACAGUCUUGAUGUGUCUGUUUCGUGGCACACUUUAGUUUUAGCAAAGUCGGCCUCCAAAACAAGGUGAUCUUCUGCUUCUUUCUUAUGAUUCACUCUUGUGGAAAUGUGAUGGCCCCAAUAAAUUUCUUGCAAAUUUAAUAGGUAAAUGAUAACUGAAAUUUAAUGUGGAUCUAAUUACUAAAUUAGAAAACUUUUCUGUUUUGGAAAAUGGGAAACCAACUGUUUACCAUUUCUGUUUUCCAACUUCGGUCGGAAAACAGGAAACAUAUUGGCCCUGUUCGACAAGUUAAGGUCUCAUUUUCCCUAAAGCCAAUCCUUGUUAUAGGCGUUGACUCUACGUACUUCAGUAGGUUAAGAAAGUACAUAUGAACAGAUAUUAUUAUUGUUAUUUAUGAACAAGCAAACAUAAACAUUGCACCUAGUU